AAUUCAACCCCGCCACAAUCCUCACCCUAUCACUUUAUUGGAAUACUAUCAACCCCCUCUAAGAACCCCACCGUGCUGCAUCUCAUCAGUUACAGUUUCGGUCAUGCCGCCAGCAUCCUCGAAUCUCGAGGUUCCUACAUUGGACACCGCCACACUCGUUCGAAAACGUGGAGUCUCUUCCGGAAGAGUUCCUACAAAUCCAAAGAUGGAGGAAUUUCUCAAGAGCUGGCGACAGGAUGCCUUGAAUAAGCAUCAAUACGACGCUGCUAUAUACAUUGGCGAUAAGCUGUUGGCUUUGACUGGUAUUCAUGUCGCUCGCGCGCCCCCCACUGCUCGUUUGGGGACACUCCUAAUGCUUUUCUUGAGUUAAGGGGACCCCAAGGAUGCCUUUUGGCUCGCCCAAGUUCACUUCAGCACCGGGCACUACAGUCGAGCACAGACAUUCCUUACUCGUAACGACUUAAUAUCUCGAUCUACUUCCUGUCGCUACCUCGCCGCCUUGUGUCUGAUCAAGCAAUCCAAAUACGAUGAAGCUCUCAACAUCCUGGGCGACAAGGACCCGACACAUCUCUUUUCCGGUUCAGUUUCUACUACCAACGGGCGACGACGAGCUGCUGCUGGUGGACGGAGUAGUAAGGAUCGGGAAGAACAGGUUGGGAACGUAAAGUUUGAGGCGGCAAUGUGCUAUUUGAGGGGCUUGGUAUAUGCUAAGCAAAACUCCUUUGAUAAAGCGAAGGAAUGCUACAAACAUGCUGUCCUCAUUGAUGUCAAGUGCUUCGAAGCAUUCGAUCAGUUGAUGAGAAACGCUCUCAUGUCACCGGACGAAGAGUGGGCAUUCCUGGAAUCGCUGGACUUCGACGGUUUAGGUGCCGAUGGGGAAGAACCAGGUGAACAAGCAGAAUUCGUCAAAAUGCUAUACACCACCCGACUGAGCAAGUACAAAAACCCAGCGUACUUCGGCGAAGCUACCGAGAUACUCUCAGAAGCUUAUAACCUAUCACAAAACGCCGACAUGAUACUCUCCAAGGCAGAGUUAUUAUUCACGCAGUGCAAGUUCAAAGAAUGCUUAGCCCUUUGCAAAAAGGUUAUCGACGACGACAAUUACAAUUUUUCGGUUUAUCCUUUGUAUCUGGCAUGUCUACACGAGCUAGACGAAAAAAACACCCUUUUCUUAAUAUCCCAUGACAUGGCAGACAAUUACCCAGAAGAGCCAGUAACAUGGCUUUCCGUUGGUGUCUAUUACCUUACCAUCGGUAAAAUUGCUGAAUCUAGACGCUUCUUCUCUAAAGCCUCAAUGAUGGAUCCACACUUUGGACCGGCCUGGAUCGGAUUCGCCCACACCUUUGCAGCAGAGGGCGAACAUGAUCAAGCGAUAUCUGCCUACUCUACUGCUGCCCGACUGUUCCAAGGGACCCACCUGCCCCAGCUUUUCCUCGGCAUGCAACACCUCCAGCUCAACAAUAUCACCUUAGCUGACGAGUACCUAAACAACGCGUUCACCCUCUGCAAAUCGGAUCCGUUGCUCUUGAACGAAUUAGGUGUGGUAUUCUACCACAAAGAUCACUUAAAAGAAUCCGUUCAGCUCUUCACCAAAGCUCUCGACAUCGCGGAGGAGAUCGAGAGCGACCCUAAGGCAUGGAUCGCAACAAGAGCAAACCUAGCGCACGCGUACAGAAGGCUCGAGUUCUUUGAUAAAGCAUUGGAACAAUUUUUUAUCGUGAAACGUACUGGAGAGGGUAAGGAUGCAAACGUCUACAGCGCUAUAGGGCUGUGCCAAAUGCAAUUGGGGAGGUCCUGGGAGGCUGUUGUUAGCCUGCAUGAGGUAUCCCAUCGCCCCCUGAACACACUCUACGUACUAAUACUCACAUUGAAAUGUUAGGCGCUAGCUGUAUCACCCCAAGAUCCUAUAGCCACAGAACUUCUCGAGAAGGCUCUCCAAGAGAACUCAUCUUCAAACCUCCUUUUCCAAUCGUCGGUAAUGAGCGCCGAUGGCGAAAUAAUCAUCCAAGACGACGAAGAAGUCGAAGCCAUCAUCAAUCAGCGACUAAAAGGGAAGUCGAAAUCACGGCACCGAUACGGAAACGACGGCGAAAGCAGCAGUAGGGCUCUAAGAACAACAAAUAGAUCUGCAGGCAGGUCCGCGGCCACAGCCAGUGACGCCGGAGGGGGAGGAGGCAGAAGGCGACUCGGUGAUGUUACGAGUAAUUAUCAGGAAGGCAUGGAAAUCAGUGAUGACGACCUGUAAUGAUUCUUAUGACUGGCUAGGUGCAUCGUUUUCUUUUCCUUUUCUUUUCCUUGCUAUGCGCAGGGGUUCUGGAGCGGUUCACUUGUAGAUAAUGAUUCGCGGUGUUGCGGUGUAUUCCGGGGCGAAUGGAGCUCCGAGGGCGAUGGCUUUGCUAUUAAGAAGGUUUCCUUCUCCCCCCUUUCUUUUCUCCUGUCCGAGUUUGAUAUUAUGAAAACUGUGAUACAAUCCCGAGAAAAUGUGCUGGAAUUCACUCGAUGGGGCAGCUAUCGUCCGCCAACUGCGGUGAUCCGACAAUCAAGGUUGGGCCUUCCAGGCACAGCACUAGUAAGCACUUUAAAACCUUAAAAUGACGACAAGGGUCCAACCUUGAGCCCCAACUUAAAUCAUUCCACCCAGUAUGAUAUCAUAAAUCGCCACGGGUCCCACCCCAACUCUCACCACGUUUCCUGUAUCCCAUCCGAAAACCGACCCCCCCCUCCCAAAUACUAGAACAAUGUCAAACGAAGAUCUAACAGACGAAAUCUCCGCCCUAAACUCAAUCUACACUCCGGAAACCAUUGCCCCGUGCUCGGCAACAGCCACAGCCCCCAAAACUUACACCCUAACCCUCCCCACCCGAAUCCAACAGACACUGACACUCUCCUUCCCAGAGACGUACCCGAGCGACCAGCCGACAAUUCACGGAACCAGUAGCAUCCCCGGUGCCGCUGGGUUUGCACGGGACGUGCUUGUGCGGGUAUUCCGACCCGGUGAGGUGUGCUUGUACGAUCUUGUAGAGGGGUUGGUCGAGGUACUGCAAGUGCAGGGGGAACCAGCACAGGUUGAAAAGGAGAAGAAGGAAGAGGAAGGGGGUGAAGAAGAAGGGAUAGAGCAGGAAUCAGAGAAAGACAACUGGACGAUCGCACCCCCACUGACGGAGAAAAAAUCGGUCUUCAUCGCGAGAGCGAUGCACGUUUCCUCCCCCGAUCAGGCGAAGAUGUGCCUUCGCCGUCUGCUGACCGAUAAGAAAAUCGCGAAGGCGACGCAUAAUAUCUCUGGUCUUUCCUUCCCUUAAUCCCUUCCUCCCUCCUUCUCGGGGACUCGCGCGCGAUUGUAUGAUCUACUGACGAACGUACUUGUACCCGUAGCUUACCGCGUCAAGGAUCCUUGCAAAAACGUGACCUAUCAGGACAACGACGAUGACGGGGAGGCGGCGGCGGGUGGGAGGUUAGCGCACUUAUUGCAGGUGAUGGAUGUUUGGGAUGUGCUGGUUGUCGUGUCGAGGUGGUAUGGAGGGGUCAAGCUUGGGCCUGAUCGGUCUGUAUAAUACUCUUCUUUCCGAGAUAGAUUGGGAGGGGGGGCUAAUGUUGUAGGUAGGUUUCGGUGCAUUAAUGCUGCGGCUAGAGAGGCUUUGGUGCUUGGGGGGUGGGUGAAGGAGGGGGUGAAGAAGGCGGGGAAGGGUGGGAAGGGGAAGUGGAGGAGUUAG
Messenger RNA from Tuber aestivum (summer truffle), 3710 nucleotides. The record is from the annotation of a GenBank genome assembly. NCBI's taxonomy places the organism in Eukaryota, Fungi, Ascomycota, Pezizomycetes, Pezizales, Tuberaceae.